CACCUUUUUCACUCGUAAAUAUCGGAGGCAUAUCACUUAAAGAGUAUCGAAAUAGGUCGAGCGUGAGGAAAAUUCGCGAUAAACGAGAUAAAUCGUUAAGUGACGAGGGAAAUUUGUACAAGUUGGAAGAAUAUCUUGACACGGCCACAAAAGACUACAAUUAUUUCAACGAUCUUUUAAAAAAAGAAUUCUAUCAUAUGCAACUGAAAAUCUAUGGUCUUUUGCUGGACCGGAUGGACCGUUUAGUGGAUAGCGGAUACUUUGAUGUGAACUCUGAUAGCAUGAACGGGUUUGAUGAGAGACGUGGGGAUAUUCAGGAAAAGAUGAAAGUAUUGACGCUGCUUGGACGACGAGCAAAACAUGAGGAACGACCCAGCACAGAAUUAUUAGACGAGAUAGAAGAAUACGACCACGAAGACGACGUGUCACCGCCGAACACAGCUUCGCCUACUAAUUAUACAUCAAGAGACAUAAAUAACAACAAUUAA
Messenger RNA from Ambispora gerdemannii, 488 nucleotides. Lineage: Eukaryota; Fungi; Glomeromycota; Glomeromycetes; Archaeosporales; Ambisporaceae. The record is from the annotation of a GenBank genome assembly.